AUGGCUGGUGCUAUUUCAAAAUAUAAUACCAUUUUAAAAUAUAAUAGAAAGUUUAUUCAACCUGUGUCAUACUUUAUUAAAAAUGGAUUUCAUAAAUACAGUACAGCCGAAACUAAAAAUCAAUAUGACAUAAUAAUAGCAGGAGGAGGAAUGGUUGGCACAGCAUUCCUUUUAGCAUUAGGUGGUCCAAAAUAUGCUAAAAAGGAACUUUCUAACUACUCAAACAGAGUAUCGGCUAUUAACAAAGGAUCUUCUCAAUUGUUCAAAGAUAUCAAUGUGUGGGAUAAAAUUAGAAGAAAGAAAGCAGUAAAUGAUAUGCAGGUUUGGGAUGCAUGUUCUGAUGCAUCCAUCAAUUUCAAUGAUAAUAUGCAAAACGACAUAGCGUUCAUAAUUGAAAAUGAUGAAAUAUUACAUGCUUUGUACUCUUCUUUUGAAGAAACUCCAAAAACCAACAUAACAAUUUUAAAUAAAGCAAAAGUAAAAAAUCUAAAAUUGGCAAAAGAAAUACUAAAAAUGAAGUUGAAUUGGAAACUGGAGAGAAAUUCACUUGUAAUCUUUUGGUAA
Ctenocephalides felis (cat flea) is the source of this 564-nucleotide messenger RNA. RefSeq names its product ubiquinone biosynthesis monooxygenase COQ6, mitochondrial-like. Gene Ontology annotation, cellular component: mitochondrion. Gene Ontology annotation, molecular function: oxidoreductase activity. The coding region runs from base 1 to 564 and encodes 187 amino acids. Lineage: Eukaryota; Metazoa; Arthropoda; Insecta; Siphonaptera; Pulicidae. Gene Ontology annotation, biological process: ubiquinone biosynthetic process. The record is from RefSeq and is a predicted model, not a curated record. The transcript has 3 exons.